Suillus clintonianus is the source of this 4857-nucleotide messenger RNA. Its product is annotated as myosin 5. Lineage: Eukaryota; Fungi; Basidiomycota; Agaricomycetes; Boletales; Suillaceae. Gene Ontology annotation, molecular function: ATP binding; microfilament motor activity; actin filament binding. The record is from RefSeq and is a predicted model, not a curated record. The transcript is spliced from 15 exons. Gene Ontology annotation, biological process: actin filament organization; vesicle transport along actin filament. Gene Ontology annotation, cellular component: actin cytoskeleton; vesicle; myosin complex. The coding region runs from base 1 to 4857 and encodes 1618 amino acids.
AUGGCCGAAAACAUCUACAGCAAGGGAACGAGAGUCUGGUUCGAAGACAAGGAUCAGGCAUGGAUUUCUGCAGAAGUCGCGGCUGUUACCAAGGGCGCUGACGAUUCGAUAAAACUGGCGUUUGUCGAUGAACGAGGCAAGGAAAUUGUCAUUAAUACCACUGGCAAAGAUAUCAAGGCCGGAAAGGAAGGCUUGCCUCCACUUCGAAAUCCUCCUUUACUAGAAACAGCAGAUGAUCUGGCUACCCUGUCCCAUCUAAAUGAGCCUUCAGUCCUGCAUACCAUUCGAAAUCGCUAUGCCCAACAUAGCAUCUACACCUAUAGCGGAAUCGUGCUUAUUGCUGUCAAUCCUUUUCAGCGAGUUACUCUAUAUGGCCCCGAGAUCAUACAAGCCUACAGUGGACGGAAAAGAGGAGAUUUGGAGCCUCAUUUGUUUGCCAUUGCUGAGGAUGCAUAUACCGCGAUGGCGAAGGAGGGCAUGGGCCAGACAAUCAUUGUGUCAGGUGAAAGUGGAGCCGGAAAAACUGAAUCAGCUAAAUUCAUCAUGCGAUACCUGGCAUCGGUAAAUCCUCCCGGAUCUCAAGCCAAAGCGAAGACGAAAUUUUCUCUCGACGAGUCUAGUGAAAUCGAGCGCCAGAUACUCGCCACAAACCCGAUUCUAGAAUCGUUCGGAAAUGCCAAAACAACUCGUAACGACAAUUCUUCGCGAUUUGAAAUUGUCGGCGCCCGAAUCCGGACUUACCUGCUGGAACGAUCACGCAUUGUGUUUCAACCAACGACCGAACGGAAUUACCAUAUCUUUUAUCAACUGUGUGCUGGUGCGCCAUCGAAAGAACGAAAGGACCUUGGCCUUGACACCGACGUGACCAAAUUCCACUAUCUGAAACAAGGAGGGCCGACAUCGACACCGAUAAAUGGAGUUGAUGAUGCGGAGGAGUUCCGGGCGACGCAACAGGCAUUGUCGACAGUUGGAAUCAGUGUAGAGAAACAGUGGGCGGUCUUCCGACUUCUCUCGGCACUUCUCCAUCUGGGCAACGUGAAGAUUACUCAAACACGAACCGAUUCGGUCAUAGAUGAUGCAGAUCCUGCCCUUCUUCUUGCUACUCGCUUCUUGGGGGUGAAUAUGGCCGAUUUCAAAAAGUGGACUAUCAAGAAGCAGAUCGUCACGCGCUCGGAGAAAAUUGUCACCGCUCUCAACGCCACACAGGCGACAGCGGUUAGGGAUAGUGUGGCGAAGUUUGUGUAUGCAUGCUUAUUUGAAUGGUUGGUGGCCAUCGUCAAUGAAAGUUUAGCUGGUGAAAAUGGAGAUGCCGCUGAGCGAGCUGAGAUGUUCAUCGGUGUGCUGGACAUCUACGGGUUUGAACAUUUUCAGAAGAACUCCUUCGAGCAGUUUAGCAUCAACUACGCCAACGAGAAAUUACAACAAGAGUUCAACUCUCACGUCUUCAAACUUGAGCAAGAGGAAUACGUAAAGGAGGAGAUCAACUGGACUUUUAUCGACUUUUCAGACAAUCAACCUUGCAUUGAUGUGAUCGAAGGGAAACUGGGUGUUCUCGCGCUCCUUGACGAAGAGUCGCGUCUACCGUCGGGCAGUGACGCAUCUUUCCUUCAAAAGCUGAGCACCCAGCUUCUGAAGCCUGCCAACAAAAAUGUCUUCAAGAAACCUCGGUUUGGAAAUUCUGCGUUCACCAUUGCCCACUAUGCCCAUGAUGUCACAUACGAAGUUGAAGGAUUCCUCGAGAAGAACCGCGACACAGUUCCUGACGAGCAAAUGGUUUUGCUGGCAUCCACAAAGAACCCCUUCUUGAAGGAAGUUCUCGACGCUGCGCUCGGAUCUGUGAAAGCAGUUGAUCCUCCACACCCCGGGUCACCUUCUCUGUCUGAUUCCGGCAGCGGAGGUUCCCGUCGUUCAUCCAUCAUUCCUGAUCCUGGCCGCUCAUCAUUGGUCGCAGCGAACGCUGGCCCCAAGAGACCAGGAGCUGCUAUCCGGAAGCCCACACAAGGCUCCAUCUUCAAAGCCUCCUUGAUCACCCUGAUGGACACCCUCAGCAUCACAGAUGUCCACUAUAUCCGGUGCAUUAAACCGAACGAGGCUAAAAGACCUUGGGAGUUCACACCGUCUCAAGUUUUGGGCCAGUUGCGUGCUUGUGGUGUUCUCGAAACCAUACGUAUUUCUUGUGCUGGGUAUCCGUCACGUUGGACUUAUGAAGAGUUUGCUGAGCGGUAUUACAUGCUGGUACCCUCAACAGAUUGGCAGCCGAUGAUACAGCGUCUGGAACUUAAGCCUCUCUGUUCACUUAUUCUUGAGAGAACUAUCAAUGACCCUGACAAGUAUCAAGGUGGUCUCACAAAGAUUUUCUUCAGGGCUGGUAUGCUCGCGGCGUUGGAGUCCCUCCGCUCGGAAAAGCUCAACUCUCUUGUUACGAUUGUGCAGAAGAACAUGCGCAGGCGCAUGGCUGUGAAGAAGUACCAGGAGUUACGCCGAGCUACGAUUAAAAUUCAAACUUGGUGGCGUGGUAUCUUGGCCCGUAAGCUCGUAGAGAACAUUCGUAGGGAUUUUGCUGCAAGACGCCUUCAAACCGGUAUUCGCCGCUUCAUUCAGAGGUCCAAAUUCCUGCAAACCAGAAAUUCCAUCGUAUUAUUCCAGUGCCGUAUUCGCGGUGCCCAAGCCCGACGACUGUACAGAGAGAGAAAGACUUCCCAUGCUGCUAUUCUCUUGCAAUCUCUUUUCCGUGGAGUGCUUUAUCGUCGUAGUCACAAGUCGGACGUCAAGCAUAUCAUUCAUUUACAAUCUUGUGUCCGUCGGCGGCUUGCUCGGAAACAACUCAAGGCUCUCAGGGCUGAGGCCCGUUCAGUCUCAAAGUUCAAGGAGAUAUCGUAUCGAUUAGAGAACAAAGUGGUAGAACUCACUCAAACGCUUCAGACACGCACGGAGGAGAAGAAGGCACUACAGGCGCAGCUUAGCGAAUUGGAGAAACAGAUUCAGCAGUGGACAUCGAAACACGAAGAGGCCGACACAAAAGCGAAGUCCCUUCAUAAUGCACUAUCAACAGCCGAGGCUGAACUAUCACGCCGUGAUGAGCUUCUUCUAGCAAAGGCUGAUGUAGAGAAACGAUUGGAGGAGGCUAUCGCCAAGGCUGCGGAGAAGGAAACGAUGAUCCAAAAGCUUUCAGACGAGCUCGUUGCACAGGCAGAUAAGCUGCAAUUCCAGGAGAAGGCCUUUGCCCAUGCCCCCUCACGUUCCGUUGAGGAUGGAUCCGUUAUACUGACUCUCAAGAAUGAAGUCAGUAGCCUACGGGAGCAGCUAAACCGUGCCAAUGCCUACAACGCCCUCACAAGAAAUGCUCGAGUUGAAGCUCCUGUGUCACCGACUUUUGCUCCGGCGUUGCGUAUGCCUGAUUCUGGUGGUCUUUCCAACGGCGCAGCCCUUGUCCCGCCCUCGAGCAAUCGUCAUCAACGAAGACACAGCUCUGCAGGUGUUGUUCAGCUCAACCCAGCCGAAGUCCGCACGUCUGUUGAUGAACUCAUGCUCGACGUCAAGAAGAAUCAAGCUCUCAACCAUCGUGCAGUAUCCGUCGCAUACAACGGCGAAGACAAUGUCCUUCGCAUGCGCAACAACAGCCUGGCAGAUGUUCGCUCAUAUGACGACCUUGCUGAGGAGAAGAUCAAGCUUAUGCAGGAAACCAAGCGACUGGACGAAGAUGUUCUUGUUGGUCUCAUCAGAGGCCUGAAGAUUCCAGCACCGAGCCUCACUAACCCGUCCGCUGUGAAGGAGAUCCUUUUCCCAGCGAAUCUCAUUAGUCUUGUCACCAAUGAGAUGUGGAAAUAUGGGUUGAUACCGGAGAGCGAGCGAUUUUUGGCAAAUAUCAUGGAGUCCAUUCAAGCCCAUGUGAUGUCAUUCAGCGGUGAAGAUUCCAUUAUUCCCGGAAUUUACUGGCUUUCGAAUGUCCACGAGAUGCUGUCGUUCAUCUAUGUGGCUGAAAGCGAUAUGCUACAAGGCAUUGGCCCUGGCGAAGAAAAUGCUGUCCGAGAAUUUGACUGGAAUGAUUAUGAACGGCUUGUCACGGUCGUCAAGCACGACCUUGGCAGCUUGGAGUAUAACAUAUACCACACGUGGAUGCUAGAGACGAAGAAGCGCCUUGCCAAGAUGGUCGUACCCGCAUUGAUAGAGAGCCAGUCUCUGCCAGGGUUCACGACGAGCGAUGGCGGUGGUCGGCUAUUCAAUCGUCUUCUCAAUACAAACAGCCAGCCAGCGUAUAGCAUGGACGACAUCCUAAACCUUCUCAACAUGGUCUGGAAGAGUUUGAAGAGCUAUUACAUGGAAGAUUCAGUAGUGCAACAAGUCAUGGCUGAACUUCUCAAGCUGAUCGGGGUCACAAGCUUUAACGACCUUUUGAUGAGAAGGAACUUCUCCUCCUGGAAACGAGCCAUGCAAAUUCAGUAUAAUAUCACACGUAUAGAAGAGUGGUGCAAAUCUCACGACAUGCCCGAGGGGACACUCCAGUUGGAACACUUGAUGCAGGCCAUAAAGCUCCUGCAAUUGAAGAAGGCAACGCCCGCAGAUAUAGAGAUCAUCUACGAUGUCUGCUGGAUGCUCAGUCCGAUGCAAAUACAGCGAAUGUGUACGAACUACUACGUGGCAGAAUAUGAGAACCCCAUUUCUCCUGAGAUUCUACGUGUAGUGGCUUCACGCGUUCAGGCAAAUGAUCGGAACGAUCAUUUACUAUUGUCUCCGGAGUCGGAAGAAGUCGGUCCAUUUGAGCCUCCCUGGCCUCGCGAAGUGUCUGGCUUGGAGACAUACGUUCCAGCGUACCUCAAUGUGUCUCAUCUUCGCAGAUUAGCUGCAUUAGUAGCUUGA